Molecule: messenger RNA, 1107 nt
Organism: Drosophila subpulchrella
Lineage: Eukaryota; Metazoa; Arthropoda; Insecta; Diptera; Drosophilidae
Exons: 2
Coding region: 227-1054 (275 amino acids)
Source: RefSeq, a predicted model, not a curated record
UUAAUGGGGUUUUAAUGUUUAAAAUUUAGCUGAUAAUCUAAAACUCCCAAAGAUUAUGGCUUAAAAAUAAUUUAAGUUGUUGUUUUCCUACCAAAAUUAUACUUAGUAAGCCUAUGCAGCUAAUUUCACUUUGCAAUAAACUGCUCUAAAACCGUACAAAAAUUAUAGAAAUAUAGAAAAAAAAUUAUUUAGACUACGUGUAUUUUAUUAUCGAAAUUGCCUGUUUAUGGAGAGGUCACAGUUUUCCAUUCCAAUAAAUCCAAAUGCAAAAUAUCUCCCCAAUUCAAUCUCGAAUGUUUUGUAUAGCAUUCAGAAAUUUGAUCAAAGCACUCUUGCUUGGCCGACCUACCAACGAAAAAAGGACGUCUGUAAGGGAAAAAAGGUUCGAUCGCCUCCGGAAGUUCCUCUAGCCGGAACUGCAUCCUGUAUGAUCCCAAAAAAAAAAUGCUGUGCGUUAAGUUGUAACUCAAAGGCAGCGAAGAAUAAUACCUUCUAUCAAAUUCUUCAAGCCAGUCAAGAUCAGCCGCAUUUUGAAGAUAGUUCCAGAUGUAAAUAUAAAAGUAAUGAAGCCCAAUUUAAACGUGAUUCCAAAAACGACAGCAUUUACAAUGACAUAUACGAUAUAGUAAAGACGCACGUUAAUAAAAAAAGGCAACCCCAAUAUGAAAAGUCCCCAGAUCGACAGAUUUCACCUACUAAGCAACCUCCUUUGUUGGAAGUCUAUAAAAUUCGUCCGGUCCCAACGGAAAGCAGGGAGAUAAGAAGCAAACAUCUCAAGUCAAAUGAUAGAUCAGCACCAAAAUCAUCUAAAGUCAAUUAUCCAAUAAUAUAUAUCAAUAAACUUCGAGAAAGAACCAAUGAGCUUUCGACUUCCAAAGGCCGUCAGUCUAAACCGAAGUCAUCUAUAUCCAAAUCAUCCAAGAAAGAGUUCUUCGAAUUUCCAACAAGAGGCAACAAGCAAAAAGAAAAUGUAAAAGAAGAAACCUAUAGGUCAACGCAUCCUUUUGAUGAUAUAUUUCAAGCCCGAAAGAGAAUCGCACAGACAAGAUCCUAAUAAAGAUGCCCAACAGGUUCGAGAGUUAAGGUCAAACCAGCUUACUUACAAAC